AUGGAUGAAGCCGAUUUCUUGGAAGAUGCAACUUCUAAGAAACAGGAGGAUUUGCCUUAUGAUGGGGACUUCUCCCAAAUUCAGAUGUACAACGAUUACAAUUUUACCUCAAAAUAUGACAUCCUUGGUGUCUCAAAUCAAAUGAAUUUAACAGAAGAUGACCUUCAAGAAAAGGCCACACAUAGAGAGACUUGCAGAAAGGCAGAUAUGGCCAUGACUUUGGAUAAAACAACUGAAAAUGCUAUCAGCAAAAAAUAUGUUAAAGAGAAUCAAUGCACCAUAAAUCUUCAUAUUCCAUCUAAUCAAGGAGACCCUUUAAAGUCAAACAUUUCUUAUAUUUUACUCCAUCAUCUUUGCAAAGAGGAAUUCUCAAAAGGUCAAGGCAUUAAUUGUGAAACUCUCCCAGAGAUCUCUAAUGCUGACAGUUUUGACAGAGCUAUUAUUAAAAAUAUUAUUUUGCAGCAUGUUAAGAAUUCUUGGCCGACAGAACAAACCUCAGAACUCACUGACCAACUCAACUCCAAAAGCGAUGGUGAAAACAGCAAUAAGCCCAGUUGUUUUCCAACCACGACAGAAGAAAACACCUCUGAUUUAGAGGAUCCAGUCGCUGCUGGAGAAAGCAGCCAUCAGGAAAAUUCAAAUUUUCUAACUAAAAUCAAGAGUCCAGGUGAUAAAGAAAAAAGUUGCCAAGGGCAGACACCCCAGAAACAGCAGGCUGAACAAGCAAGUUCAGGCAACAGCUUCAAAUACGGCCAAGGUCAAGUUCAUUACUGGUUCUCUGAUUCCUCUAAAGUUGCUCCUAAAAAUAACAUAAUUGACAAACCACUUACAACCGAUAAACAAGCCAGCUUUUCUCCUAAAUUGAGAGAUAAGUCAGCUAUUGUGCAAGAUAUUUCAGAAAGCAUGUCUAGAUCAAACGAUGUUGAAAAACAAGAGCAGAAAUGGAAAACUCCUGAACCCUCACAACAGAUAGAGACAGAGCCCACAGUACAUAUCCACCAAGAACAUCUUGCAGGAAUAGAAUCUGAGACAAGUCUCUCUAAGAUGCCAUUGACUUCUCGGAAAGACCCUUCCUCAAGUUCUUCUUACACAUUUCACAAGAUAUCCCAAGGGAAACAGAUGUGUCAGAAGUUAAAAGAACAGACUGAUCAACUGAAGACUAAAGUACAAGAAUUUUCCAAAAGCAUAGCACAGGAUUCUCCCUAUCAUUUGAAAGACAGGAGGCUGGUCCUCGAGGAACUUCAGGGACACCUCGAACUGCUGGAACAGGAGUUUCUGGCCAAUAAGGAGAAGCAUCUGACUUUGAAACAACAAGUCCACAAGCAUGAAUCCCCAGCUGUCGACGAAUUUGAUCCAGAAAGAAAAGUAGAAGGUGAAAUCUUCACGUUGGAGAUGCUACUUGAAGAUUUUAAAGAGAAAAUUAAUAAAGGCAAACAUACUUCAGCUGUCUCUCUUCCCGUGAGUUCUCAAAUCAACCCGGAUGACUUGUCAUCCACAUCCUCCCCAUCCUCAAAUGAGCUACCCAAGGAGCACCCUGGCCGUCCUGCGUGGCGCCGGGGCCAUGUGGAACUCAGGAGAAACCUGCCUGAGGUACCUGUUCUAGAUCAGGGCUUCUGCAACUGCAGCCUGCCGUGGACUCACCUGCAGAUCUUACUGAAACGCUGGCUUCGAUUCGGAUUGCAGUUAAUGGUUCAAAAGAUACACAGUGAAAAUUUGGAUAAACUGGCCUUUAGCAAAGUGGUGCCCACAACAGUGCCUGGGAAUGAAGUUGAAUACAUUGCUUUGGAAAGGCUUUUAGACUCUGCUAACCAGUGGAAGGAAGUCAAGGCAGGGUGGAAGCUUUCUUUCUCUAAGCCCCAGGCUGUUACAGCACAGGCCCCACUGAGCCAGAAAUCAGAGUGGAGGAGUCCUGAGAUGGAGGAGCCUAACAACGCUUCGGGGAGGCAGGACGGUGCGGAGACGACCGGUGCACGCUGUGCCUUCUGCCACCGGGUCCUUGAAUGGAAGCAAAAAAUGGAGAAAAAAGGCCACAGAGGAAUCAACCGUGGAAGGUUUCCUGUUGCCAUUCAAGACAAGGCACGGCACCCAGACUCACUUCUCGGUUCUGAUACAGGACUCAGCUGCUAUUCUGCUUCUGGGACUGGACUGCAGAGUAAUAAAUGUGAGAACUGCAGCACUAAGAUUCAUAACUCCCAGAGAGUCUGUGGUAAAGCAUCAUCUAAAGAAUUUCAUUACAUAUUCAACACCCCGGGACAGAAUUUCUUUAAUCACAGCAAAAGAAGUGCCUUUGCCCAGCUCCGCUAUUUAAAUGAAAAUAAAAAUUCUUCACCUUCUCAUUCAAAACCAAAAUGGAUCUGUUUCCAGAGUGCAAAUUCAAAAUCCUCUUAUGAUGAAUGUGAACUCAUACCAGGAAAUUCAGACCUUGCUACACCCUCACCCCAUUCCCACUCCUGCAGGAUUUCUGAAAGCACAUCCUCAAGCAACUUUACCGGUAUUGAAGAAACGGAAUCUGAGAUUUUAAACUCGUCUUUGGAUCAUGCCCUAAGGACAGCAACCAUUUUGAAACAAACUACUGAUCAAAUGAUUAGAACUAUUGCAGAAGAUCUUGCCAAAGUACAGAGAUGGAGGAAUAGACUGAAAUACUAGUUUGACUCAAGGCAACCAAGGAUUAAAAAAAAAUGCAGAGAAAACUUGGUCUUCACCCCAAAAGUAUUUUACUUAUUACACAACUUAUGAAGAUGACUUUCUAGAGAAAACACCAAAACUGCAAGAAAUGGGGGACACAAUGUGCUAAAAUGAAACAAAAAAUGGACCUCUGAUUCUUAAAAAUCAAAAUCAACACAUAUUUGCUUAAAAAUAAAUCUAUGUUAUUCCUAACAUAAUUAAAGAAAUCAAAAAAAGGAAAUAUACUUUUACCUAUUAGUGUGGCAAAAACUAAAGUUUGAAAGGAAGUAAAAAUGUGCUUCAGAGAUAGGAAAUCGUUUCAGUUAGGAGCAACAACGAAAAAAGUCUUUUUCAGGGUCUUGAUACCAGAAUCUGUAACUGCUCAUUCUACUGAGGGUGGAGUGGGGUAGGGAAUCAGCUUAUACUAGGAAUUUAUGUGUGAUGACCUCUUAUGUCUUCAAAUCCAGUAAGAAAUUUAGGAAACAAAGGGUCUCUCCAACUCUAAGCCUAAAAUGUAUGUGAAAUUUGAGGCCUAAAAUGUAGGCCUCAAAGGAUCUCCUAUCAGUGUGAUACGGCAGAGUGAUCACUGAGGUGUGCAGUGACUGAAUGGAUGGACCAAUGUUUGCUGUCAUCAC
Messenger RNA from Balaenoptera musculus (blue whale), 3299 nucleotides. It is a transcript of the gene AKNAD1, whose product is annotated as AKNA domain containing 1. Lineage: Eukaryota; Metazoa; Chordata; Mammalia; Artiodactyla; Balaenopteridae. Bases 1 to 2646 code for a protein of 881 amino acids. The transcript is spliced from 18 exons. The record is from RefSeq and is a predicted model, not a curated record.